AUGACUGCCCGGAGGACAGGCUAUGCUGCUGCUGGCAUGGUCUCCACUCCCUCUAAUAGCGGAAAUGGAAAUCGUAAACAGAGCUUAAUAGACAGGAGCGGGGUCGAGUCCUGUUAUGACCGGAAAGGAGCCUCGCAGGGCGGCGUGACCGUCACGUCGCUGAAGACCCGGCUCGCCCCGACCAUCCAGACCGCCAUGUCCGCUGCAGUGGACACUCUGCUGGGGGAAGUGGUGCUGGUGCUCAACGAGACCCAGCUAGAGCUGCUGCACAAGGAACAGGAGAAUGAGAGACUCAAGGUGCGUCUGGAGGUGUCUGAGAGGGAGCUGAAGACUUUACAGGAGUGUCUGUGCAGCGCUCAGAAGCACAUAGACCAGCUGCAGAUCUCCUACACCGGCUCUCCGUCCAUCGGGCAGUCCGUGUUCGCCCCGUCUCUCUCCUCCAUGGCUUCAAUGGCCUCAGGCUUGGACCGGGACCACCAGGGUGGCCGGAAUGUGAACGGAGCCGGGGUGGACUUGGGUCUCGGUGGGUCAGUGGAUGACUCCCUUCACGGGUUUGAUACAAGAGAUGACUACAAAAUGUGCCAGCUCUCUAUCCAGCCCGACGGCUCUGUGACCAACCACGCGCUGGACACCUUUACCUCCAACACAUCGCAUAUGUGCUCCGAUAGACCAGAUGAGAGGCAGACUCAGGGACAAGGUGGAGCUUCCAGUUUUGAGAUUAAAGAGGAGCAGUUGCCCGGUUCAGGCUCCGGUCAGCCCGGCAGGAAGGACAACAGGGUCGGGGAGAGCGAUCUUGGCUACGUUCAAGUUGGGGACGAGGUUUCCCAGCGUUCCUUUACUCAUCCACUGCGUCACCAAAGACCUGUGCGAGAAUGUGGCAGUGACUUGCAGCAGGGAGGACUUGAUGGACAGAAACAGUUGGCUAGGACUCCUGGAGCCGGGAGAGUAGACGGCGUCUCACCAGGCAGAGCAGACGACUCUGCUGGACCUUCAGCCUCUGACACCCCAGUGGAGCCCUCUUUAGACCGGCCUCACCACUGUCUGGAGUGUGGGAAGACUUUCCGUCUGAUCUCCAGCCUGAAGAAGCACAUCCGCAUCCACACUGGAGAGAAGCCUUACCCGUGUGCUGUGUGCGGCCGCCGCUUCCGCGAGUCAGGGGCGCUUAAAACCCACCUGCGUAUUCACACGGGUGAGAAACCAUACUCUUGCUCAGAGUGUGGGAACUGCUUCCGCCACUUGGACGGUUUGCGCAAACACAGGCGCACGCACACCGGGGAAAAACCGUAUGUUUGUGCCAUCUGUGGGAAGCGCCUGAGCCGCCUGCAGCACCUGAAACACCACCAGCUGAUCCACACCGGGGAGCGGCCCUGCUGCUGCCCCUUCUGCAACCGCAGCUUCAAGGAGCCCGCGGCGCUGCGCAAACACAUCCGCACGCACCGGGAGGAGGGCGGUCACUUGGGGAUUGUUCCCGUGGACGACGCAGAGCAAGACGUUCUGGACGACAUUAACAACCUCCACCCGGCAGCGCCGUCCCCUCAGAUGAGGUUCGGAGACUGGGGAGCUGACGAGGACGACAGCUCGGUGGUGGAUUGUGUGUAGGAGCUUAUACAUAUAGGAAUAACUGUCUGCUGGCAUUUUACCUAUGAAACCUUCUCCGGGUGAAAAACAUGGAACAAGGUGUUUGUGUGGUUUGUACACGAUGGAUAAGGUAUCUCUGUUACAUGCUGUCGAAGUGUGAGGCUACAUAUAACCCAAGCCUUGGAGCCUCGUUUAUAUCUGGUGUUUUCAUACUCUUAGAUGUAAUUAUAUAACGUUUUAAAAUAUCCCACGGUACAUUCUUCAACAACAACAACUAUAUUUGUCUGGACGUUCAUCAAGCAGCAGCACAGGUUGUUCUCGGCACAGGGAGAUGCAGGUUUGCUAACUUCUCCUGCAAUAAUUUAGGAAAUUGAUAGCUGAAGUGUACAAGAGCUGUUUUCUCAUUUAAAAUACAAGUGCCUUGAACACUCAGUCAACCAUCAACAGCUGUUCAAGAUUUAAGUCAGGACAAGAGUUAAAGGUCCCAUGUCAUGGCCAUUUCCACUGAUCAUAAUUCCAUUGUUGAGGUCUACUAGAAUAGAUUUAUAUUGUGCAAUUUUCCAAACUCACAUUGGUUCCU
Gymnodraco acuticeps is the source of this 2158-nucleotide messenger RNA. RefSeq names its product zinc finger protein 16-like. The transcript is spliced from 2 exons. Gene Ontology annotation, biological process: regulation of transcription by RNA polymerase II. Gene Ontology annotation, molecular function: RNA polymerase II cis-regulatory region sequence-specific DNA binding; DNA-binding transcription factor activity. NCBI's taxonomy places the organism in Eukaryota, Metazoa, Chordata, Actinopteri, Perciformes, Bathydraconidae. The record is from RefSeq and is a predicted model, not a curated record. The coding region runs from base 1 to 1599 and encodes 532 amino acids.